Molecule: messenger RNA, 8973 nt
Organism: Symbiodinium sp. CCMP2592
Lineage: Eukaryota; Dinophyceae; Suessiales; Symbiodiniaceae
Source: the annotation of a GenBank genome assembly
AUGGCUAGUGGAUCGCUAGCAUAUCGACCACACCAGGAUCUGGACACAGACCUGACGAAGUUUGGCUUCCUAGUCUAUGCUGGAACCGUUCGUGACUUUCACGAAUGGGAGUUCCGAGCUAUGACAAGGUGGAAGCAGACCAAGGUUGAGGAGAGAUCCGACCUUGCGUCCAAGUUCCUCGACUCCUUAAGGAGCGAGGCAUACAUUGUCGCAGAAGACUUGGGUACCGACGUUUUGUUCUCUAGUCAGAACAUCCCCAAGGUGAUCGAGGCGGUUAGAGAACGCCUGUUCCCUUUGGCGGAACAAGAGACAAAGGAACUUUAUCGAUUGGGAACCCAAGUCGGCGGCAUGUUGUCAAGACAGCCGGGCGAGCCGAUGAUCUCCUACAUCGACCGCCGCAAGCGGUGGCUACGCAAGCUUCAGCAAUUAGACAAGGCCCUUCACAUAAGUGAAGCGGUGCUGACAGAUCUGUUGCUGGACAACAGCGGGCUCACCCGGCAAGAGCGACUCAUGGUGUUGACCUCGAUGGCAGGCAGCACAGCGACGAAGGAUGCCGAGGCAUCACUGAUUCGCAUGCAUAAUCGUAUCCAUACUCUGGAACGAAAGCAGCCAUCCGCCAAAGGCGGAACUGGCAAAGGGAAAGGUUUUCCCAGGAAGGGAGACCGAGGAAAAGGUAAAGGAUACGGCAAGAGAUCCCAGAAAAGGACUGCUUACACGUACCUUUCGGCCGUGGAAGACCUCUUCGAGUACCCUGACGCCGACGAGGACGAAGACGGAACAGCCUACCUGGCAGGACACGAGGACCAGGACGGCCAAGACGGUGAAGGACAGGACUGGGCGUAUCACGGAGAGGAGCUCCCCGUGUACGACAGAGAAGAAGACACAGCGUGUGUUGCCCAGUCGGCCGACGCUUCCCUAAGGGACGUCGAGCUUGAUGUCUUCACCGCCUUUAUAGGCGCUGGGUUCGACGAGGAAGACAAAGAGGCUUUGGCGUUUCUCGCAGACACUGUGCAAUGCGAGACCGUAGCCUUUAUGGCGCGGGCCAAGGCUAAGGGUAAAGGAAAGUCCGUGAUGCAAAAGGGUGCACAUGGAUAUCGGCCGCGAUCUACCGGUCUCACUGUUGAAGACAGGAGACGAAAGCUCCAUGAGAUUAAACUCAGGAGCACAUGCAAAACGUGUGGCAGAAAGGGCCACUGGGCUGGUGACAAGGAAUGCCCAGGCCCAGGGAAAGGAGCAGGGAAGCCUGCAGUGGCACACCUUGCCCAGGUUAGGCGUGUGAUGGAUAAAUCCACACAGACCUGCGACUUCAGCGCUAGCCCCAGCGAAAGCGACAGCGAGAGUCACAGCUUUGACCCAGAGCUGACAGCGAACUACGUUAGCUUGGGUCAGGACUCUGAGACGGAGCCUGCGGCGUACAUGGGUUUCUUCGACAAGACCGACUUUGAAGAGUCUGACGAAGAGCUCGUGGAAGACUUUGUGUCGCAAGGCGCCCCCUCCACGGAAUGGGAUACCAUAGAGUACCCUGACGGCAGCGAUCAGGUGUUUCGGUUCGGGAUGCACAAGGGUAGCACCUACCUUGAGGUUUUGCAGAACCACCCCGAUUACUACCAUUGGGGCCUCAAGGAGAAAGAGCCGAGCACCAUGCUAGAAGCAUGGCUUAUCUGGGUGUAUCGCAACUUUGAGGUUCCACCGGUUGGCGGUGGAAGGGCCACACUCAGAGCAGCUACGUUGCCAGUGGACGCAGACUCGCUGCAGCAGGCUAGGAAGGCGGUGACCCUUGAGAAGGCACCCAAGAGCAAACUCGGGUUGUUAAAGGCGGAUCCUAAAGGACCGUGUGUUGGCGGCUGUCCCGCACACGCUUUGAACAAAGCCGGCAGCAAUGCGCAUGUAAUCAAGACCACGUGCAUGUUGUGCGGUAACAGGACCUCAACCCCGAGACCAAAGGCUGUACCGAAGAACGACCCCCUCACGUGCGAGCACAAGCGCACGGACAACAGGAACAGCACGAGAUCGGUACACCGCACCUUUUGUCUUGAUUGUUGCACUGUGGUAGAGGAAAUCCCGCAGAAGCUCUUUAAGGAGCAGAAGGGACUCGCCGAGCAGGUGCAGCAGUCUCCACUCAAGGUGCAGAACCUCACGAGGAGACAGCUGGAGGAGUACAACUUUACGAAGUUUGAGGCAGGUGAGGUGGUAAAGAAGUUCUUCAAGCACAUGGACAAGUUUUUGUUGAGAGUUGACCAAGUCAGUUCAACCGAGUUGUCUAGUUGCCUUGAGGAUGCUAUGGACCAGGUUGUAGAACAAACGAAGUUACGCAUGCAACAUGCUAGGGCAGCUGACGUAGCUAGGUCUAGCCAGGAAGUAGAGCCCCCACCUUUGCCUGCGUUUUCCCCAGUACGUAGAGAGCGUAGGAGUGCACAGCCUCGUGAGCAAGCGUCGCCCGCCGCCGCAGCAGCUGCUGGCCCAAGAGAGAGGGGCGCAGCCUUGAGAGACGCCAUGGCGGCGUCUCCUCCCAGCGGAAAGGGCUGGGGAAGCCGCGAAAAGUUCGCCGGCGUGGCGACGACGGAGAAGAGUGGUGAUCCUGAAGAGGACACCAAGCUGACCCUCACAGCCUUGGUGGGGCAGCUGCAGCAAGAUGAUCUCGAAGGAGACAUCAGCCCGAAGAGUGUGCAGAGCUCAGACAGCGAGCCUGCACCCCUGGACGAGGAGAUCGCUGAGCCGCGACUCCCGCUCGUGGAUCCCUUAGAGGACCACGACAACGUCUGGGUAAUGCUGGACGAGGGCUGCAACCAGACGUGCCACGGGACGAAAUGGAGGGCUCACUCCUCAAAGGUCCUGGCAAAGUUUGGGUUGCAGUUCACCAGCGUACGCUCGAGUGGCACGAGCUUCCAGGGCAUCGGUGCGGCUCGAGCGACAGGCAAGUUCGCUAUGCCGUUCGCCCUCCGCAUCAUGCCCGAGAGCGGAGGCCUUCGCAGGAGCACGCGUCUGCAAGGAGAGCUUUCCAGCGUGGAGCUGGACUCUCCGGACGUGUUGUGCCUCCUGUCCUUGCAAGAUCAGGUUCAACUCGGCCUGGUCAAGGACUUGAGGCGAGGCGAGUGCCGAAUCUCGGGGUACUCCGGGACACUACAGCUAGCGAGGCACUCGAAGACCGGCCUCCUCCUCUUGUGCGUUAGCCAGUUUGGGGCGAACGUCACAGAGAGGCACCGCAAGUUUGCGGUGUGUCCCGAGAUGAUCCCUAAGAGGACAUCCAAGAAGGAGAAGAACACUUUCUCGAUCCCUUUGAGGGACGGGACACCACGCAAGGAAGAGACCUUGAUCCCUUCAGGGGACAAGGACAGCACGGCAUACAUGCUGUCCGAGAUGGUGAAGGAGACAUCAGGACAGCGAAAGAGCGUUCUGGUGGUAACGCUGGGCUUGGAAAAGGUAGAGUCCUGCCAACGUGGGCGCGGCACCUACCGUGGACUCACGGAACUUUUCCGGAGUAUGCGGCAGGGGCAGUCGCACGAGUUCUCGCUGAACAACGAGGCCCACGAGGGCACGCUUCUGGAGAGCCUGCGCCAGAACUUUGAGUCCUUCCGGGACUACGCCACGGAGCAGAUCCUUUUUCUGGACUGCCGGCACAUGAACGACCCGGGCAAGGACAAGUCCCUCAGGGACCACUUAGGCACGUACCCCAAGAACGUGCAAGCAAUGGUUUUGGACCCGAAGACAAAUGGAAAAUGGGUUGCGUUCAUGAAGGAGGUCGUGCCGGCCGUGCACAAGCUCAUCCAGGAGAACGAGCAGUGCGUGAUUUUUAUGUUUUGCAAAUCGGGCAGACACAGGUCUGUUUCGAAUGCAAAGAUCUUCUACGAUCUCAUAAAGGAGACGUAUGAAGUGGAAGCGAAGUUACUUCACCUUUGCGACGGCCACAACUGGCGAUACCUAUGUGGUGGUUGCGAAGAGUGCAACUGGGAGUCCAGAGAGGCUCGAGGCACCGCAGAGAAGGUGAUGGACUUCGCAAAGGAGCGCUGGUUCGAAUUCGUGCCCAAGGUGUGGGUGCGAAAGGAUGGCCAGCGCCGCUUAGGCGACGAUGGCGUCGUGGUGGAAGAGCCGAUUCCUUCGGGGACAGCUCAGGCAGAAGGCGCGGGAUCAAGCAGUGACCCGGCAGCCAAGCAAGAGGCCGCUCGAGGCGAGCAGCCUGGAGACGAGGACCACGACGAGGACGACAUCACUGGGGCAGCUGAGGCCAGUGCCAGCUCGAAGGCACAGGCGCAGCCCUACACGGUGGACACCCCUGAGGGAGUGUCGGUGCCGGUCCACGACUUGCGCCCCGAGCUGGAAGGAUUAGAUGACAAGUCCCUUGAGAAGGCGGCGAAGGCACUUCUGUCGUCGUUGGUGGCAGACGUCCGAUCCGGAAAACGGACGGAGAAGGAGUGGGACACCGACCUGGAGCUGGCGAACCGAAGCCUGGACCAGGCGAUCCUCCAGCUGGACGAGGACAAGGCCGCGGCACCACCUGGCGCAACCACAGCUGGAAGGACGACCGCUCAGGCGGCGGACCCACCGCCAAGAGAAAGGACCCGAUCGGCACAGGCCGACGGGCGAGGACAAAAGGGACCGAGGACUCACACGGAGUCCGCUCCGGCCAGUACGACCCACGCCGAAGCUCGACACGACCUUACCAGUAUGGGGCAAAACCCCGACACCUUGUCGGAUGCCUAUUUGACCCAAGUCAUCGCGGGUCACAAAAGGCAUGGCGAGGUGGCCUUCAAAACCUGGUUGCAACCAGGUGAUGGGGCCGGGCCGCCGGUUCGAGUGUCCUACCGGGCACACGCUGCUAAUUCCUGGGAUAAAGUCCCGACGGAAUUGCAGCGCUAUCGCAAGCAUGUUGCGAUUCAGUGGCGGUCCGACGGCCCAUGGGAGUGGGGCGAGAAGAACGUGGCAGCACACUCCUGGGUCUACUUCGGGGAUUCUUGUAAGAACCUCAACACGCACGACGACCUGCUGAUGCAGGCCUUGGGGCUCCCGUCAGUGGCAAUCACGGGCGAGCCGCCCACGAUCUUUGUCCUGGCGAGCUCGGAGUUCCAGCCCGGAUCCCUUGAGAGGACCGGCGCUAAGGUGAUCGUGCGACACCCUGGCUACCGUAUGAUCCUUCUGGAGGACAUCGGUUGGCAGAAGCAAAUCUCUAAAGAGAUUGCUAAGAUCCGUCCCGACCUGCUGCUGCUGGUGUACAGUUUGGAAGACCAGGCGAUAGGUGAAGUCAUGUCAAGUUGGGCGAACUGUGACCACGAUAUUCACUACUCACCUGUUAGCAUCGACACAGUUGGAACACAUGUUGGUUUUGCCGAAACCUUGUUGCUUGUGUUGCAAGAGGGCUGUGUAGAGCACCACGUUGCUGAGGCGUUUCCUGUUGAGGCAAGGCAGGAAGAGGUUGAGGAAUCUGGUACUCUAGAUGCUAUAGUGGAUCCCAGAGACAAUAGGACCACUUUCAUGGAUGAUCUGGAACUCGCCGAGGAAGCAGACAUCUUAGACACGUUGCCUUUAGCAGGGUUUCCUAAGGAAGAGUCUGAGAGGAGAAAGGCAUGGUCUAAGGUGCCACGGCGUGUUCGCUUGGGGAUCAGGAGGUUGCACACCAUGAUGAACCACAAGCCUAAGGAGGUGCUAGUGCAGGUACUCCGUGGGGCAGGUGCUUCUGAAGAGUUGGUGAAUGCAGCUAAGAUCUUCAAGUGUGAGUCUUGCAGGGUUAGCGAAGAGAAGGUUCGCACACACCCUGUGUCAGCUCCACCACCUUACGAGUUCAACCACACAGUUUCGGUGGACGUGCUGGAGACUGCAGACUCAACAGGCGCAAAGUUUAGCUGGCUGAACAUUGUAGAUGUCGGCACAAGCUAUCAAGUUGUGACCUUAGUCCGCGUUGGUGGCGGACAGCCGAGCUCAGCCAAGUGCUUGCAGAAGUUCAUGCAGCACUGGGUUUCCCCUUUUGGGUGGCCAAAGGUGGUUUCCCACGACCGUGGUUUACACAACCGGGGCGCUUUCGCUCACGGCUUGAGUAGCCAUGGAGUCCAGAUCCGCCAAGCCGGACUGGAAUCGCCUGAGCACAUUGGGAAGUGCGAAAGGCAUGGAGGCAUCAUAAAGCGAGCCUUCAAGCGUUUGGUCAAGGACCACAACGUUGUGGGCAAAGAUGAUGUCAAGGUGGCGAUGCUCGAGGCGCAGGUCGCAAAGAACGAGUUCAUGCGUGUUGGAGGCUUCAGCCCCACUCAGUGGGUGCUUGGACGCCUGCCCAGAGGAGUGGGUCACGUUUUGGACGAGGAAGAGCUAGGACAGCUUGGAGUUUUGUCGGGCAGGUUAGAUGCCACGACUGCGUUCGGCCGACAGGCCGAAUUCCGCCACACUGCCAGAAAGGCAUUCGUCCAUGAGGACUGCAGUCGCAGGGUGCGAAAGACCGUUUUGCGAAAAGCGGCUCCCCUGCCGGGGAAAUACCAAGCUGGGGACCUAGUUUGCUAUAGGAUCGCGCGAGAUGAGCACUCAGGCGUAAGUACGUGGUCGACUGUUAGUAAAAUAAUCGGCUUCGAUAACAAAACAGUCUGGGUGGUGCAUCAGGGCGUGCCAGUGGCGACCAGCUUGGCACGACUCAGACCGUGCACAUCGGCUGAGGUUCUAGCGUUCCAAGUGUUGAACCGUGGCAACAUACAGUACGAGCACGCGGAGGUUGAACGCGAGCAGCAAAGGUACAUUGAUGCCACCGGGGAUGAUCUAGUACUAGACGACCCAGAAGAGCCACCGGACGGAGGAAUUGGAAUAGGUUCUCCGAUCCAAAUGGAUGCCGAAGCAGAUCCUCCAGAGACUGCGGCUGCUGCUCCAGAACGAGCUGUUCGAAGGAGAGUUGGAGCAACACGUGAAGAGUCACGGGCCGUGACUGUGGAGGAGCCAGAGGACGAGCAGGUGGACCCUACAGGAGGGAUCCAAGAGCCGAUGGCUGAGGACACGGCGGUGGACGCCGAUGUUGAGGCCGAAGCCACAGAAGGUAGCUCAGCGCUUCUUCUGAGGGCUUACGCUAGCCACUUCUGGACGAAAGAGGAGUACGAGGUCUUACGGGUUUUCUUCGCAGACCGCGUCGAGGACGACAAGAAGGUGACGCAGUGGCGCAAGCGCCGCAAGAACUUUACGUCCAAGAAGCAGAAGGAGAAGCACGGGAAGAUCCUAAUGUACCACAAAUGCCCUGAGGAUGUUCAGAAGGAACUGGACAAGAGCAGAGCCAAGGAGUGGGCAAAGUGGCAGGACUUCAGUGCUGCGAUCAUUCUUGAUGACGCUCAGUAUGAUGAGUUGAUCCGCGAAGGACAUCAAGUCAUACCUACCCAAUGGGUAGAGCUGGACAAGAACCACAACAAGAGGUUACUUGAUCCUACUGUGGAGGCCAACUACAAGAGUAGGUUGGUUGUUCGGGGUGAUCUUGAGAAGGGUGAUCCUAGGAGUGAUAGCCCUACUGCUAGCAUAGAAGCUCAGAACUUAGUGUUUUCGUUUGCGGCUUCUAGGAAGGUUAAGAUUAAGUCCCUGGACGUGACUAACGCCUAUUUUCAAGGCGAGGAGAUAGAUAGAGUACUUCUACUAUCUCAGCCCAAGGGAGGACUCCCUGGGCUCAAGCCACACCAGCACAUGCUGGCGAGAGCACCCAUCUAUGGCAGCACCGAUGGUGGUAGACGGUUUUGGAAGAGGCUUAGGAAUUACCUUAAGGGUAAGGGACUUCGCGAGAACCGCAUCUACCGCGCUUUGUACAGUUACACCGACGCCGAUGGGGUUGUACAGUUGCUCUUGACGUCCCACGUAGACGAUCUAUUGUGGGCUUGUGAUCCGUCAUGCGAUUGGAUCAUGAACGAUCUCAUUGAGACGUUCAAAUGCGGGAAGGUCGAGACCGGGAGCUUCAGGUACUGCGGGAAGGAGAUAAGCCAAGACGAGGAUUUCAAUAUCCAUGUGACCUGCAGCGAGACAACGAGGAACGUGAACAAGAUACACGUUGACAAGAGGAGGCACCCGGGAGAUCCCUUAGCGGACUCUGACAGGACGCAGAUGAAGAGCGUCGCUGGGUCCCUUGCUUGGGUUUGCAGACAAUGCCGACCCGACUUAAGCUAUAGGGUAUCCAAGAUCCAGUCGGCUUCUAGCAAUGGUACCGUCGCUGACAUCAGAGAUGCCAACAAAGCGGUCGAGUACGCUAUUAGCACCUACGACAGAGGACUUGUUUUCAAGUCUGGGCUGUUGGACUGGAAGACACCAGGUGCUCUUUUGAGUCUGGUGAUCACGGACGCUUCUCACGCGAAUGAGUCCGAAGAGAUGAUCAUAAAUGAGAUGACAUCUGUGGAAGGACACCGGAGCCAAGGUGCAAGGAUGGUGUUUCUUACAGACGGCGCCCUGUGGAAAGGGAACAAGGGUAGCAUUCAUCCCAUCUUGUGGGCGAGCAACCUCGUUCGGAGGGUAUGUCGCUCCACCAUACAAGCAGAGGCCUACACACUUCAGGCAGGUGUGGAGGACGGUGACGUGCUGAGAGCAGCUGUCACUGACAUCUUCGGAUGCCUCGAUAUGAAAAGGUGGGAGGCUACGUCGGCCAAGUUUGUAAAGCAGAUCUGGAUGACAGACUGUAAGAGUCUGGAGCUGACGCUUUCGAAUCCGAAAUGCAAUAAGCAUUCGGACAAGAGAUUGAGCAUCGAGAUCGCGUCUCUUAGACAGGAGCUAUGGCGCAAAGCUGGCGAGAAAGCAGGAGAUCCGUUUUACGACGACUACAAGCCAGCGGAUGAUCAGUUAACUGACAUCGUCAGAUGGAUUGACACUGACGUGAUGAUCGCUGAUCCAUUGACUAAGGUCAUGGAGCCGGUCAAGUUGGUUGAAGCUCUGAAAACCAACACACUCGACGUAGAGCAGCCGCUCGAGAGUGUCGUGAAGAAGCGCGCCAAGCAGCUUCAGAGGAGGUCGACGAAGAAAGAAGAGGACAACGAGCAAGACCGUUGA